Rattus norvegicus (Norway rat) is the source of this 8601-nucleotide messenger RNA. It is a transcript of the gene Usp26, whose product is annotated as ubiquitin specific peptidase 26. Lineage: Eukaryota; Metazoa; Chordata; Mammalia; Rodentia; Muridae. Gene Ontology annotation, molecular function: cysteine-type deubiquitinase activity. The record is from RefSeq and is a predicted model, not a curated record. Gene Ontology annotation, biological process: protein deubiquitination; ubiquitin-dependent protein catabolic process.
GGUCGGAAGGACUUAAAUGCAAAUACUUUUCACCAAUGAGGAGUAAGUAUGUAGGAUAGGGAGGUUCUCUAGUUAAAGAGAAGAUGAGAGUAAACAUUAUCCAUGUCAAUCAUCUUAGCCACAACCAAUCUAGGUCCGUGGAGGUGGUACCAUAAACUGCCUAUAAAAGGAGGCUCACAGGGUGCUCGGCCUCCAUUUUGUCUCAGCUUUCGGGGUGUGCUGUGGUAGAUUCUCUGUGCUCCAGAAAGCUAAGGGGCUGGUUAGUUCUCGAAACAAACAGGACAGCACGGUGACAAAAAGGUGAAGACCAGUUGUGAGUAGUGAAGGGGAGCUUCCACUGGGAGCGUCUACAUUUUCUGGCAGCCUUGACCAGGAGUGUGGGCUCGACCAGUGCAGACCGGACCAGACCGGACCAGACCGGACCAGACCAGACCAGACCGGAUCGCAGCUUAGACUGGGUGCACUAGCGGUAAGCAUGUAUGGGAAGUGUGGAUUCAUGAGGAGCUUUGACUGGGAGAGACAGGAGUGUCAGCCUUAAGAAGCUGUCUUUGGGGUUGGGAAUUUGGCUCAGUGGUAGAGCACUUGCCUAAGUGGUUCGGUCCCCAGCUCCGAAAAAAAAAGUAAAAAAAAAAAAAAAAAAAGCUGUCUUUAAGAUUUAUUUUAGUUCUUAUAUUUCAUACAAAAAUUAUAUACAUUCAGUUCUUAGUUAUAUGUAGUAUGCUCUUUAUACAUAUUUACAGACUAAUAUAUUUCCGUAAUGGUAUAAAUUUAUGUAAGGAAAUAGUAUUGUGUAUAUGCUUUUAUUUCCUAAGUCUCUAUGUGAGAAAAUAUACUGAAGCCCACUUUACUCAUUAGAAUUUUUUUUUUUUUGAAAAACAAAAAGUUAGGUUGAGGUCUCAAUGGGUAAAGCCGGAAUGUGUGAAAUUCCAGCACUCCAGAGGUGAGCACAAGUGUACAGUGAUGUAUCCAGUUCAGAGCACUGAGUGCUCUUCAUAGAACCUAGGUUCAAUUCCCAGCACCAAAAAAGGCGGCUAAGGGGCUGUAACAUCAGUCCCAAGGGAUCUGUUGCCCUCUUCUGGCCUCUUUGGGUACUGAAUGUGUAGCAUAUACAGGCAUACAUGUGGGUAAAACACCCAUACAAGUAAAAUAUUUUUAAAGGGUAAGGUCGGUAAGCCUUAUAAGGUUAUCCUAUGCUUUGAGGUUCAGCUAAAUUGCGCUCUCACCUUAAAACCUGAUUUUCUUUGUUUUAUUUGGUUAAUUACUGCGUUUGGACCCUCUUGUGUAUGGUUUUAUACUUUGGUGGUGUUUUCAAUUUAAAAGUAUGACAGAGCAUCUAUGGAAAUCAGGAUAACUUGCAGGGUUCACCUAACAUCCCCUGACCAUGGGAAAUGGAAAUGGAACUAAAGCUGGUAAGUUUGCAGGGUAUCUCACGUCUCAGAAAGCAAAUGUGUGAAUAUUCAAAAGUUUGGGUCAGUAGAAUACACUUGGAAGUCAUGUGGUUGUAAUGGGUCUUUUUGCUUGGUUAGCUUUUAGUUUUCAGUUUGAGGACAGGGUUUCAUGAAGGCUAAACUGGCCUCAACCUCACUAUGUAGCUGUGGCUGGCCUUGAAUUCCUGAUUCUCCUGCACUGGAAUUUUAGGUAUGUAUUACCUCUCCCAGCCUUUUCUGUGUAGUAGUAAAGUUAGAUAUUUUAUGGUAAAGUUGUAUAUCAAUUUACAAAUUCUGCUGGAAUGCCCAAAAAGGUCUUGAUGAAAUAGACUUGACCUGCUAGAAAAACACUGGGCAUUCAUUGCUCACUAUAUAGUAUUUAAUAAUUUCUUUUUGGUGAAUUCAAUAUGAAGUAUGGUUUAUUUUGAAGGGAGUGUUCGUGAUUUUGAUUAUGUAGUCAGAAUUAAAAUGUGCUGCUUACCUUAUGUUAUCUUUUUCUCUGCAUAUCUGCUUCCCGCCUCCCAAUCUGUUUUCAGAAGUUCUUCUGAGAAAGAGCACCAGUGUCCAAGCCAGGUAGUGCUUGACUACCUACUCACAGAAAAUCUCAUCGACAGUGGAAGAAUUGCCUGAAGUGGAUUGUAAAAACAGAACUGCAAGAGUCAAGAGAGUGUUGGAGGGAGUGUUCAGGCCAGAGUCUCUGUUCCAUACAGCAGCAAAUCCUAAGGCUUGAGUGAUCUCCAUUCACUGUUUCCAGCUGUGCUGAGUGCCUGUCUUAAGAUUCUGAUAAAGGUUGUUCUCCCUUGGCAUACAUUGCUGAGUUGGAAAACUGCUUCACUUGCAUUUAGCGUUCAGCGUCAUUUUCUGGUGAACUUAGGAAACAAACUAAACCGUCAAGAUUGCUAGUAACCAAGAAACGUGUGUUUAUUUGCCAAGAAAAAAAAGUAUGGAUCCUGUAUUGAUACAUGCUCAAGUCCAGCUGUGGAGUGCAAAGGCAGGAAUGUCCAAGUCAAGAAAUGCAUUCAUUGAGACAUUUAUAGGCAAAAGGGAAGUUAAACUUAUUCUCUAUUUCAGCACUGGAAAGAUCAAGGCUUUGCAACUAUACAAUAAUAUUAAAAGUGUGGUCCUUCGAACCUAUGGCGAAGACCAGAAUUACCUACAUCUGACUUUUAAAAAUAAUGAUUUCUUGUUUGUCGAGAAACUCACCACCAUGGAUGCCAGACGACUGAAAAGAUUUUUGGACAAAAUCUAUCAAAGUAAUCUUCGGGCAGCCAGGAGAAGUGGUGAGAGACCUGGUGAUCCUAGCACGAGUGCACAGGAGUUGAGCUCUUCCCCACCGGAAGGUCAUCUGAAAGCAAGUAGUGCGUGCUUUGAAUCAGCCAAAGAAAGCGAAAUGUGCUUGUUUCGUCAGUUGCCUUUACUUCCGCCCUCAUCAGCCUCACUUAAUGCAGUAGGAUUAUUAGAAUCACAGUUCAUGAAGAGGAAAAGAUUUUUUCUUGGUGCAGAAAAGGAAAAACAGAACCUGAAGGGCAGUACCAGAGAAUUUGAGACAAAUUUAGUAGUGUCCAUAUCUAAUGAAAAGGGGAAAGAAAGGGGUGUGAGAGCGGUAGAAAUCAGUAAGGCAGGGUUUGGAUUUCCAUUUGAGACCAACUAUCCCGAGGAGGGUAGUGUGAAUGUUCGUGAUCUUAAUGAUCUCAUUACAAAAUUAUUUUCACCAUUACUGUUUGAAACGCACUAUAUUGAGAAUGGGCUAGAUUGGCAUGAGUAUAUGGAGACAUUUUUACUUGACCCAGAAAAGUCAUGGCAAGGCCUACCUAAUGUUGGAAAUACCUGUUACAUAAAUGUUGUAUUACAGUCUCUAUGCUCAAUUCCGCUGUUUGUUAAUGACUUAUUCAAUCAGGGCUUCCCAUGGAUUAAACCUCCCAAAGAUGACUUUAACAUGCGCUUGAUGCAACUGCUGGUUUUGAAAGAUAUUUACAAUGCAAGAACCAGACAAAAGUUACUUAUAGGUAUUACAAAAGCCCUCCCAAUAUUUGGCGAGGUCUUUGCAGCUGACAGGCAGAAUGAUGCUCAUGAAUUUUUGAGUCUCUGUUUAGUUCAGUUGAAGGAGACUGUCCAGAGAGUAAACAUGAUGUGGCAAUCUGAGAAUGAAUCAGGAGAUUAUUAUUUACUUAGAGAGAUUUUUGCUAAUUAUACUAGCAUCAACAGAACACCUGUUUGUCCUGUUACCAACAAUUUUGAAUUUGAGUUGCUGAGUUCCAUCUUUUGUAAAGCCUGUGGCCUGACUGUUUUUAAGAGAGAACCAAGUAGAUAUCUCUCUAUCAACAUUCCUCAAGGAAUGAAAGACCAAAACAUGUCUAUCCAGUCCAGUUUAGAUCUUUUCUUUAGGGCAGAGGAGCUUGAGCAUAGGUGUGAAAGGUGUUUGUACAAUAAAUCUGUUGCAUUGCACAAGUUUGGCCGGCUACCCAGGGUUAUUAUUGUUCACCUGAAACGCUACAGCUUUAGUGAGUCCCGGAUAAUGAACAAAGAUGAGCAGCACAUUGUUAUUUCCAAGUACUUACGGCUGUCUUGUCACUGCAACAAGAACACAAAACCUCCCCAGCCCCUUCUCCCAAAUGAGCAUGUUAAGAAUCUUGACUUACUAAGACCCCUUGAAGAGUUGGGUUCAGAAAUACUCAAAUUAUCAAGUAAUUCAGGGAGGACCUCAAGAUCCAAGGUUUUCCCGACUGUAAACAUCAGAUCAGACAAGGAGUUAGAAGUACAAAAUGGAAAGAGAGUCUCUGAAGUGUCGAGUGGGUCAGCGCAGCAGGAAGAUCCAGGGAAAGGUGCAAAUGUGGUCAGGUCAGAACUUACAAAUGAGACUGAGACAAUCAAACACGAGAAAGAGUAUGUACUUAGUGAUUUAGAUUCUGGUAGCAUCAGUGAGGAGCGAUCACAAAAGUGCCAAGAGGCUGAGAAAUGCAAUAAAGAGGCACUUCCUCAAAGCUGUCCAAAACCCAGCUCCCAGGAACAGACAGAAAACCUUGGGAAACCUGCAGUGUCACAUACCCAGAAUGGUAGUCUAAGUUCACAGGGCUCAUCAGAUUCCAGUAAGAGCCCUGGAUGCAAUGAUGUUUUCGAUAAGGCAAAGCCUACAAGCAAGGUGGAGCCACAGAAGUUAAAUCAAAAAGAAGAUAACAUUUACAGGCUUGUUAGUAUUAUCAACCAUAUUGGGAACAGUCCCAAUGGAGGCCACUAUAUCAAUGAUGCCUUUGACUUCAGGAAGCAGAGUUGGUUCACUUAUAGUGAUCUACAGGUGACAGGUAUACAAGAGGACCUUGUAUAUAAGGCUAGGCUUUCUACUGGAUAUGUCUUCUUUUACAUGCAUAAUGAUAUCUUUGAAGAGCUCUUGGCAAAGGAAGCUUGGUCUACUAGCACGUCCAAGGGUUAGUAAGAACAGCAUAUGCCUCACAGAACAUGUCUACCCAAAUGCCUCACUUAACCUAAAAAUAAUUAGCCCAGGACCAACACCUUAAUAAACAUUUAGAGAGAAAGUUCCUUUUCGACUGUGACCACAUCAGUCUUAUCACUACAGCUCAUGCUAAUGAGUGUUCUUCUCUCAUACAAAUUUGGAACUGUACCUUUUGUAUAACUUUGUCAGAAAAUUUAUUACUGACAGUGAGAUUUUCAAUAUUUGCUCUGGAAGUUAUAUAACCCAAAAUUGCCAUUCUAUUGAUUAAAAUGGCUUAUUUGCACUCAAAAACAUUCCAGUAAAAGGUACAUUUUCUCUCUGCCUUUCUUGGAGGGUCAGCUUAAGAAGUUAUAAUGAAAAAGCUUUUACAUAACAGAACCAAAAAAGCACAUGCCCAGACACACCACAGUUCAGAUGAGUCUACCCAGCACUGUUACCCUAGCCUGCUGCUCUCUUGUUAUCUCUCCAUUAGAAAUGGUUUAGUGUCCUAAUUCUCUCCUGGCUUUCUCACAGUGGAUAUCAUUUAAUGGUGGAGCUGAAGUGAGGAGAGAGGAGAACAUUUUUUGGCUUCACAUAUUGGGAAAAUAUUCAAAAAGGUGGGGAGGGACACAUUUCCCUUUUUUCAUUUUUGAGGGUUUUCGUUAUCACUGAACAGUGUUCUUACUGAACCCAGGCUUCAGUUAUGAUACUGUUGAGUCCACUUUCUAGUGUCUGUCUUUAGUUGUCUUUAAUUGGGUUAUUUUCUUAAUAGAAAAAAUUCUACCUCUGGAAUUAAUGUUGAAGGAGCUUUGCGUGUUCUCAGGGGUGACGAUAUCCUCUUGGAAUGCUCUAUUUGGGAUGGUUGACACAGUCCAUGUAUUAGCUGUCCAGAGUAGAUCAGUUGAGAGCCUGCUGAUAACACUGGAGCAUCUUGGUCUGCAGAUGUAACUCAUCUGGAUGAUAUUGAUACUGCUUGAACUUUGAUUCCACCUCUUCAGCAGCAUUCUGAUACUUCUAGGUGAUGACUUUGUAGAACUCUGAGCUUCUCUCCAAUCUGACCUGCUGCUCUUUGAUAGAGCAUCCUGCUUCCUUAUCACCUAACCUUUUCUUCCAGCAGCCAAGCUGGAUGCUUUGCCUUUGAGUGUUCCUCCUCACUGGAUAUCCUCACAAAUAAUAGCUCUGGUAACUGCUCAUUGACUGCAGCCCUCUCAUUCAAGGUUCCUGGCUUGCGUAAGGAAUCUAUGGUUUUUUUGGUUACUCAUAGGCUCCAAUGACAGUUGCUCAAAAAUGGAAGCACUAUAAUAAAUGCUGUAAUACCACUGAGAUCUUGAGAGAAAGUGAGAAGAUUUUUUGUUCUGGUCAAAUAUAUUUUCUGGAAAUCAGAUUCCUUUCACCACAGAUUCUCUUUCUCAUCCAUCUUUUUUUUUUUUUUUUUUUUCGGAGCUGGGGACCGAACCCAGGGCCUUGCGCUUCCUAGGUAAGCGCUCUACCACUGAGCUAAAUCCCCAGCCCUUUCUCAUCCAUCUUGAAGGCGCUUCUCCUUUGUUCCCACAGAGUCUGAGCAUGGACUCACAAGCACAUCAGGGCCGAAGUAGAAGCCUGGACUCUACUCUUUGCCAAAUAAGAGUAAGGCCACCCCAUUGUUUAUAUUCUAAUGUGGCUUUGAGUGACCUGAUCAGUGCAGGAAAAUGGAAACUCAUGGGAUAUGUGGACUCUGCUGCUGAUUUACUAAUCCCCAAAUUCAAGACAGAUUACAGUAAUCCAACGGACAUUCUAAUGCUCUAUUAAUUUUAGGAGUUUCUGCUUUUGUAUGUGCAGUACCUUUUACUGUUUAAUUGCUCAUUUCAUAGAAAGUUUUUCUAGCCUUUUUAUUUCUUCUAUGACAUUUCCUAUGAAAACACAAAUAUUCUUUUGUUAGUCAGAAUUUGGUUUUAUAAAAAUUAUUGGGAUCCUAUCAACUGAAUUCAACAAAAUCCUGGCAAUAUACCUUAAGUGAAGCUGAUAAUCAUUGGGAUCUACUUGGACAUGAAUAGAUGACACUGGACACUAAACAAGUCCUCAUUUUCCUCAGAGGCAAAGGUGUGCUGGGUAUCCUCAGACCUUGACCAUAAGAAUGGAAAGGCUGAUUUAUGCUCAAGGAAUUGGCAUGUUUUUCUGUUUGUCAGCCAGCAAGUAUCCUAUUGGUCCUUGGUGAUCUGAGCCCACUUUACCAUUUCGAUCUUCUCAAAGAGGCACUUGGGUAACAUCAAAGGACUUUUAUAUACCAGGACUUGAUCUACAACACUGAACAGUUUUGUGCAUUCAACAUAAGAAGAGGAGUUAAGAGAUUUUUUUGUACAUCUUUGCAGCAUGGUAUUCUGUUCCUUUAACGAGUACACAAUACCUGCUUUGACAUGGAUUAGUAGUAAGACCUAAAAAAAUCUAACUUGACUAAGAAGCUUUGCUAUAACAUGAAACAAUGUCUAAGGUAUGAUCUGGCAUGUGGGGAGGGCCAUGUACAUCCUAGGCGUGAUUAUCUGUAAACACUCAGUAAUCAGACUUAGCACUUCUAAUGCUAAGCCUGAGCUUUCUGGAAUGUCUUUUCUUGCCUUUGAAGCAAUAUGUCUAUAAUACUGUAUAUCUGUAUUGAUGUAGAUGACUUGAUUGUACUAAUAUGUUAUCUUACAUGUGUACAGGAAUGGGUUUUCUAUCCUACCUUGGCCAUCUAAUGUACCUCCUAGUGUAUGGGGCAGUUUCAGUAUAGUGGCAAUACAUCAUAGGUGGGUUUUUUUUUUUUUUUUGAGAUGUGGUUUUACUUGCCACUGUAGGCCAGGACUGGCCUUGAACUUACAGGGAUCUACUUUCUUAAGCUUCCCAAGUGCUACUGUUAAAGGUAGAGGCCACCAGGUCUGACUUUGAUAGCAUUAUUUCUAGAGGCCUUUUAAGGAGUGAAUUAGAAUUUAGGCCUUUUAGGGAAGUUAGAUAAUGCCCUGUUGUUUUUUAGUUUUGUGUAUAUGAGUGUUCUACAUGUGCCCAAAUAUCAGAAGAGGGCCUUGGGCUCGUUAAAGAUACUUGUAAGCCAUCUAUCCAGCCCUAGAUAAUGCUUGAGAUUCUCUUCCUUAGGGUAGAGUGUAGAACCUACUAGAAAGUCUUUAAGUGAUAACUGAGAGUAGAGUCUUUUAGAUUGAAUUACUCUCACAGAUAAAACUAUUGUAGACACAAUGAGGUAUUGUUUGAUUUCUCUUAAUACCGAGACAGUUGAGGAUAAUAUUGAGAGUUUUAGGUAGAGAGGGAAACUCUCAACACUUGGGCUUCUGAUCCAGUCUUUUGGUAUCUUUAAUUCUGAGCCCAUGUACAUACAUAAACUUUAGAACAGGAGAGUAUAAGAGAAACAGUAGGAUAUUGGGGGGGGGAGAGAAACAGUAGGAUAUUGGGGGGGUGAUAUGGGUGUGUGUGUUUUUUGGGGAGUAUUUUAGUUUGUUUUUGAGGCAUCCUUAGGUGGCCUUGAAUUCAUAGAGACCCAUCUCUGCCUCUGUCUCCCACAUGCUGGGAUUAAAGGCAUGCAUUGUAACAGCUGGCCAAAAAUUGUAAUAUACAAAAGAUGAACAUCUUUUGAGAUUGCAAGAUCAUUUUGAUGGGGAGUUUUUAUACUGAAAAUGUUCUUUAGCAUAUAGCACUUCUAAAUAUAGGGCAGCUAAAGGAGGAUGUUUGGGUUGUAUACUGCCUUUGUGUUAUUUCAAAUAAAAUAUUAAAAAUUACACCAUUCAA